This is a messenger RNA of Mytilinidion resinicola, 1866 nucleotides long. RefSeq lists its product as uncharacterized. The transcript is spliced from 2 exons. Bases 237 to 1529 code for a protein of 430 amino acids. NCBI's taxonomy places the organism in Eukaryota, Fungi, Ascomycota, Dothideomycetes, Mytilinidiales, Mytilinidiaceae. The record is from RefSeq and is a predicted model, not a curated record.
CGUCUGCGUAACCGCUAUAUCUCUCCCCACUCUCUCUCCACCACGCGAGGGGACAAAGAAGCGACUUCGGCCUCCGCCUGCAUCCUCCCCCAACGGCCUAUUACGGCAUCCCUUCGCUCGUCUUGCACAAACACACUGCCUGCGUUCCUCCACCACGCGUCUACCAAUACCCUCACACAUCGCCCGAGAGCGUCGACUAGUCCAUAGCUUGGAGGAGUGAGAAAAGGGACUAUACCAUGCAGAACCAGGACCCCAACCAUCAGCGCCCGCUGCGGGAUGCGGGGACGGAGCAAGGCCCGCCUCCGAACCAGACGCUGAGGUCUAUACAAGCUGCUCACCCCUUGGGUCCCCGUCAGAGAUCAGAGGAGUCCUGGAUAGAAGUCUCCUCCCAGCCCUCCUCGUCCUCCCUGUCAUCUGCCGCAGAUGAGAUCAUUACUACUGGCCUCCGCGUCCGCCACGAUUCGAACGCCCGCCGGCGGCGACGGUCCCACGGAGCCAACCCGCUGCGUCUAGGGGGUUUAUAUCACGCCUCAGGUGGCGGUAGCAGCCAGGAGGAAUACGACGAGAGUGAGAGCGAGUCUGACCGGGUAAUGUCAUCGUCCAACGAAGCCAUUCGUCCUUCGCCUCUUCAUCAACAUCAAGAAACACGACGCUCCACCCGGGCCGUAUUUUUGACCACAUCCUCAGACUUCUCGGAACGGGAAGGAGACGACGAGGAAGAUGACGACGAUGAAAACUCGACGGCCGUGAACUAUCCACGGGCCACUGGGGGCUCGCGCUUCACCCCUCAACCCAAUGCCUUUUCGCACCCACCAACCACGCAAGCAACGAGGUCCGAGGCUGCCACUACCUACUUCUCGCAAUCUAGGACUCCCAACCGGCCUACUCCUCACCGCAAUGCUUAUUCCUCUCCGCAGCAUACUCCGUAUAAUGUUAUCUCACCAUCUCACCAAGCAGAUCAUGACGCCGCCCUUCGCGCCAGCCUGUCUACCCUUCUAUCUGCUGCUGCAGCCGUUCGCGGCCUGCCUAAGCCUGUCCAACCAUCUGCCCAUCGUACUGCCGGUGGUGCUCGAGUUGAUCCAUCUUCACUCCGUCUGGUCUCCGAAUCCGUGGCCAUGGGCGGAGAACCCUCCAAAACAGAACAGUCAUCCCCAGCGUCUUCUCCAAGCCGAGACUCGAACAGCGACAAAUAUAAACGUAAAGCUACGCCCCCUUCCGGCACACGAAGCAGUAGCAAAGACCGCAGGGCUGUCAAGAAAGCCCGCAAGACGGGCCCGAUGAUGGAUGAAAUCAGCCCGACCCUGCUCACCUGGGUUGUGAGCGCUGGCGUCGUCGUCCUUGUCAGCGCUAUCAGCUUCUCUGCCGGAUACGUCGUCGGCCGCGAAGCUGGGCACGCGGAGGCUGUUGGCCAGCUGGGGAGCGUUGGUGCUGACGCGGGACGCUGUGGGCGAGAAGCAGCAUCUGGAAUGAAAGGUACGGGGAUGGGAUUGAGGCGACUGAGAUGGUCGUCCGCCCCGGUGAGGGUCUAAAGAAGCUUCUUUCGACAUAUAAGGGGUCACGAACGCAUGAACGAUUUGAUACCAGGAGCGACGUUUUUGGGGAUUUAUGGGUUGGAUUGGAGCGUUUGCCCGGCAACAAGGCAUCAUUUCGCGUGUCAUGGAUGGGGUUUUUGGUUCUCUACGGUCUCUAAGCAUGUUCUAUCUUUCGAAUCUCGACGGCAUAGUCUCUCUUUCCACGGGUUUUGACGGCGUUAGGCGCAGGAUGCGGACUGGAUUUAGAUGUGAUGCUGGAUAAUCGUUCCUAAAUGGGAUAGCUAGGUACAGUCUUCGCACUCCAAGGGUAUGAAAACCAGAUAUAUAAAGACAG